AUGUUUAGUGAAAUUGGAUAUAUAGUAUUUUUGCUGCUCGCCCUGCCGUAUAUAGAAAGUGCGUCGCGCCGCCUGAACGAGUACGUGGAGCACUACGAGCCGCUGCAGUACGAUUCGCUAGCAGUCCACGCGCAGCACUCCCGCACCCGCCGCUCGACCGAAGCGCCCGAGCUGCGCAUCGCCUUCCACGCGCACGGGCGCCGCUUCCACCUGCGCCUGCGGAGGGACCUCUCCGCCUUCAGCAGGGACUACAAGGUCGAAGGUUCCAACGGUGAAAUCCACGAUGUGGACACAUCGCACAUAUAUCGAGGCGACCUGGUCGACGACCCAAAUGCCACAGUGUUUGGUUCGGUGACGGAAGGCGUUUUCGAGGGGAAGAUGAUCACCAGCGAUGGCACCUUCUACGUGGAGCACGCGAGGAGAUACUUCCCGCCAAAUGGGACUCGAACCCGAGUCCACUCGGUGAUAUACCGCGAGGGGGACGUCAGCGAUCCAUACUCCCACCGCCGUCAUGGCCACGUGGGCGGCUGUGGCAUCACCGACGAGGUGGUCCAAUGGAUGGACCGCAUACAGAACUCCGGGGUCGAUGACGACCCGCCGACGUCGCCUGCGCCCUCACCGCCGCCCCACCCGCCCCCGCACCCCAACAGCCUGAGGGAUGAGCCCCCAAGCUACUGGGAGCACCAUCACAACAAAUACUCGCGGGCCGCGAACACGGGCGAGCACACGAGGACGCGCCGCGCCGCACAGAACAACAACAACACGUGUUCGCUCUUCAUAGAGACGGAUCCGCUAUUGUGGCGUCACGUCAGGGAGGGCUUCCCGGAUCAUCGGGAUCCGAGUAAGAAGAGCGAGGUGGACAUGAAAACUCGAGAAGAAAUCCUAUCGCUGAUAUCUCAUCACGUGGAGGCUGUUAAUUACAUUUACCGAGACACGAAAUUCGACGGUCGUUUCGAGCAUAGAAAUAUUAAGUUUGAAGUUCAACGGAUAAAGAUCGACGACGACUCGAUGUGCAACCCGCACCACUUCGCCACCGAGACGAACCAGUUCUGUUUGGAGAACAUCGACGUAUCAAAUUUCCUGAAUCUACACUCGCUAGGCAACCACGAGGACUUUUGCCUGGCAUACGUCUUCACUUACCGCGACUUCACAGGGGGCACGCUCGGCCUAGCGUGGGUGGCGAGCGCGACCGGCGCGUCUGGCGGCAUCUGCGAGAAGUACAAGACGUACACGGAGACCAACGGCGGCAUGUACCAGAGCACGAAGCGCUCGCUCAACACCGGCAUCAUCACGUUCGUCAACUACAACAGCCGCGUGCCGCCUAAAGUGAGCCAGCUGACGCUCGCGCACGAGAUCGGCCACAACUUCGGCUCGCCGCACGACUACCCGUCCGAGUGCCGUCCGGGGGGCCAGCAGGGCAACUACAUAAUGUUCGCGUCGGCCACGUCGGGCGACCGGCCGAACAACGGCCGCUUCAGCGCCUGCUCGAUCGGCAACAUCAGCGCCGUGCUCGACGCCGUGGUGCGCGACGACCGCAAGCGGAAGUGCCUCACCGCCAGCGAGGGCGCCUUCUGCGGCAACAAGAUCGUGGAGGCGGGGGAAGAGUGCGACUGCGGUUACGACGAGAACGAAUGCAAAGACCAAUGCUGCUACCCGCGUCAGUUGAGCUCAUACGACAGGGAACGGAACAGCACUGCAAAGAGUUGCACAAGGAGAGCGAACACACAGUGCAGCCCGUCGCAGGGCCCGUGCUGCCACUCGGCCACGUGCCAGUUCGUGAGCGCGGCGCGCAACCAGACGUGCCGCGAGGCGACCGAGUGCAGCCACGCCUCCUUCUGCUCGGGCCGCUCCGCCGAGUGCCCCACGCCGCGCGCCAUGGCCAACCACACCAAGUGCAACAACGACACGCAGCUGUGCAUCAACGGCGAGUGCCGCGGCUCGAUCUGCCUCGCGUGGAACAUGACCGAGUGCUUCCUCUCGUCGAGCCCGUCGGCGGCCGGCGACGGCGUCACGGCGGUGGUGGACCGGCGCGCGCUCUGCCAGCUCGCGUGCCAGACGGGCGCGGCGCCGUCGAGCUGCCGCAGCACGGCCACCUUCGCGGCGCGCGUCGGCCUGCCCGAGGGCGGCAUCAGCCUGCGGCCCGGCUCGCCCUGCGACAACUUCCAGGGCUACUGCGACGUGUUCCUGAAGUGCCGCGCGGUGGACGCGGAGGGUCCCCUGGCGCGCCUGAAGAACCUGAUCCUGAACCGCGCCACGCUGCAGAGCGUGCAGGCCUGGGUCACGGAGCGCUGGUGGCUGGUGCUGCUCGGCGGCGUGGCGCUGGUCGUGUGCAUGGGCGCCUUCGUCAAGUGCUGCGCCGUGCACACGCCCUCCUCCAACCCCAAGCGACCGCCUGCAAGGCGGCUCUCCGAGACGCUGCGGCGGCCCAUGAACACGCUGCGGCGGAUGCGGGCGCCGGGCGAGGCGAGGCGGGAGGCGAGGGCGCCCCCGCGCCCGGGCCACCGGCGCGCGCGAACGCACAAGGGCUACGCGCCGCCGGUCGCCUACGCGCCGCGCGACCUCGCAUCUGCACCACCCGGACCGAGUGGGCGAAGAAAUGACCCUUAUGCGAACGCAUAUCCGCAGUCCUAUGAAAUGAGACCUCCACAGAAGUACGAGCAGUGCUCGGCCGUCGGGGCUGGCGGUGCGGGCGGGGUGGGCGGGGCCGGGGGUCAACUUGAGCUGGUCGCCCUGGCGCCGGGCGUGCCGCUGCUGCUCGGCUACGUGUACCGGCCGCCCGACCAGAAGGUCACCGUCGCCUCGCAGACCACCAUCACGCUGCACUCGCCCGACUCCCUGACGGUCACCAGCCAGCAACGGCCGCAGGCGGAAAUA
Messenger RNA from Iphiclides podalirius (scarce swallowtail), 2874 nucleotides. Lineage: Eukaryota; Metazoa; Arthropoda; Insecta; Lepidoptera; Papilionidae. The record is from the annotation of a GenBank genome assembly.